ACAGUCCCGGGAAAGGCAGUGUUGUUUUUUCGUUCUUUGUGAAAGUUGGUUGGCGGUGUGUUCGGGAUUGGGAGGGGGUUCUCGCCCCUUUGGACGGGGAGCCGGAGGCGGAUUAUUCUCUGUGGGGCAACACCAACAAUUUUCCUUCGGUGAGUAUUGAAGCCGGUUCCGAGCGGGGAGGUCUGACGUUCAACCUGCGGUGAAAGGUCUAUUGGAAGAAAUACCCCAACUGGAAGCAAACCACAGCUGAAGACGGGAACAGCAACAAGUGAACCAGCCCGAGGACUGAGAGCAUCAACUAGAGAGAACGCUCCUGACUCAGAGUUUCCAUUGAUUCAGUCAGGAGAAAGUUUGGUUAAAAAUGACAAGGAAUUUGUCUAUGGGAAUGUCUAACACAACACACAUGUUUUGCUGUCUCUUUUGAUAUUUAAGAAGUGGAGCAAGGGAUUCACUCGAUUAUCCUUCCUGCUCAGACUGUGGCGAGGGAUUUACUCGGUCAUUUCAAUUGAAGGUACAUCAGCAAGUUCACACCGGGACAAGGCCAUUCACCUGUUCUGUUUGUGAGAAAGGAUUCAGUCGUCUUCCCACCUGUGGACACACUAGUCAGAUCACACUGGGCAGAAGCUCUUCAUCUGCUGAAUUUGUGGGGAAAGAUUCAUUUUGUCAUCUAACCUAAUGGCUCACCAGCGAGUUCACACCAGAGAGCGGCCAUUCACCUGCUCAGACUGUGGGAAGAGAUUCACUCAGUCAUCCCAACUGAAGGCACAUCAGAGAGUUCACACUGGAGAGAGACCAUUCACUUGCUCAGAAUGUGGGAAGGGAUUCACUCAGUCAUCCGACCUACUCACACACCAGUCAGUUCACACUGGCGAAAGGCCAUUCACCUGCUCAGACUGUGGGAAGGGAUUCACUCAGUCGUCCGCCCUAAUGGCACACCGACGAGUUCACACUGGGGAGCGGCCGUUCACCUGCUCGAACUGUGGGAAGAGAUUCACUCGGUCAUCCCAACUGAAGGUACAUCAGCGAAUUCACACCGGGGAGAGGCCACUCACUUGCUCAGACUGUGGGAAGGGAUUCACUCGGUCAUCUAACCUAAUGGCACACCAGCAAAUUCACACCGGGGAGAGGCCGUUCACCUGUUCAGACUGUGGGAAGGGAUUCACCUGCUCAUCCCAACUGAAGGUGCAUCAGCGAGUUCACACUGGAGAGAGACCAUUCACUUGCUCAGAAUGUGGGAAGGGAUUCACUCAGUCAUCCGACCUACUCACACACCAGUCAGUUCACACUGGCGAAAGGCCAUUCACCUGCUCAGACUGUGGGAAGGGAUUCACUCAGUCGUCCGCCCUAAUGGCACACCGACGAGUUCACACUGGGGAGCGGCCGUUCACCUGCUCGAACUGUGGGAAGAGAUUCACUCGGUCAUCCCAACUGAAGGUACAUCAGCGAAUUCACACCGGGGAGAGGCCAUUCACUUGCUCAGACUGUGGGAAGGGAUUCACUCGGUCAUCUAACCUAAUGGCACACCAGCAAAUUCACACCGGGGAGAGGCCGUUCACCUGUUCAGACUGUGGGAAGGGAUUCACCUGCUCAUCCCAACUGAAGGUGCAUCAGCGAGUUCACACUGGGGAGAGGCCGUUCACCUGCUCAGAAUGUGGGAAGAGAUUCACUUGGUCAUCCCAAAUGAAGGUACAUCAGAGAGUUCACACUGGAGAGAGGCCGUUCAUCUGCUCGGACUGUGGGAAGGGAUUCAUUUGCUCAUCCCAGCUGAAGGUACACCAGUCAGUUCACACUGGGGAGAGGCUGUACACUUGCUCAGUCUGUGGGAAGGGAUUCACCCGGUCAUCUCAGUUACUGAGACACCAGUCAGUUCACACUGGUGAGUGGCUGUUCACCUGCUCAGACUGUGGGAAGGGAUUCACUGAAUCAUCUCAACUGAAGGUACAUCAGAGAGUUCACACUGUAGAGAGGCCAUUCACCUGCUCAGACUGUGGGAAGGGAUUCACUCGGUCAUCCGACCUACUGGCACACCAACGAGUCCACACCGGGGAGCGGCCAUUCACCUGCUCAGACUGUGGGAAGGGAUUCACUCGGUCAUCCGACCUACUGGCACACCAGCGAAUUCACACCGGGGAGCGGCCAUUCACCUGCUCAGACUGUGGGAAGGGAUUCACUCGGUCAUCUAAGCUGAAGGUACAUCAGCGAAUUCACACUGGGUAGAGGCUGAUCACCUGCUCAGACUUCGGGAAAAGAUUUUCUCAGCCAAAUCAACCAAGUAGGCAUCAUUGAGUUCUUACCGGGGAGUGUCCGUUCACCUGCUGUGAAUGUGGUAAGCAAUUAACUCAGUAAUCAGACACAGACAUACUUUAUUAUUCCUGAGGGAAAUUGGGUUUCGUGACAGUCGCACCAACCAAGAACAGGAAAUAUAGCAAUAUGAAACCAUAAAUAAUUAAAUAAUACUAAGUCAAGUAUGCUGUUACGUACCCAGUAACUGGGUUAACAGACCAGCAGAAAUGGAAGGAUAUGUUGGUGUCUGGUGGUUCUUUAACUAAAGGUGUUUAUUCGUAAAAUAAACCAAAGAGUAUCAAUAAUGCAAAUAUACAUAUAAAACAGGUUAGCAAUAAUAAACAAGCUCUAUCAAUAUCUAGGGGUAUAUGAAUAGUCAUAAGAGAAUAUAAAGUUCAGUUCAGUUCGUCCAUGCUGAGGUAGCUGUUGCUGUGCUGCAAUUGGAGAGAGAGAGAGGGGGGCAGAAAGCGACCAAGAGAUUGGGCAGCUGCAGCAAGCAAACCUUCUGUUGUCUUCUUAUUCCGUUGUACCAUUGUGGUCAUUCGGUUAUGACCCCUCCGUUCUCAGCUAGACUGUUCUUCAGUGGUGGACUCAUCACCCUGGCAUGACUGGACACACACACAAGUCCCCACCAGCCCUGCCGUCACACUGUGAGCCUUUGUGACCGAUCUUCUGAUUCGGUCCUCUAAGCCCCCACCUUCCUGUGGGUGCACAACACUCGGUCAGUGUCCACUGGUGUGUUUGAAGAGUGUCUCCCCAGACCCGUCUUUUAUCCCCACUGACGGGGUAUCAGCCAUCCAUCAACUCAAUAUGUCUAUGUCCAUCAAGCUAGGCCACUCCUGCUGUCUCUUCAGGAAUGUUAACGAGCAAAGAAGUGUCCCGGCAGCAAAAGGUUUCGUUUACCUGUCCAUCAGUGAAGCAGCCAUAAUACCUAAAUCAGUCGUCUCUCUCUUAUCUGUAGCAGAUAUCUCUACCUCUGUUCUUCAUCUCUCUCUCACUCUCAUUAGCUGCAUAGUCCUCAAAGGGGGGGGGGGGGGAAGGGUCAGCUCUGGACCCCAUUUCCAUCAGGUCUGUUCAGCACACAUAACACCCCCACCCUUCAAAGAAUCUUCACCGGGUUGAAAAUUCACUAGUAAAGCACAUUACAGAGUCUAAUCUAAUACAGAAGUGGUCUUUAACUACAAGGAUAACACAGGUAUACUUUCAAAUUAACACCUGGAUAAACAAUCAGCAAUUACAUUGUCAUUUCCCUUUACAUUUUGUAUUUUAAUAUCAAAUUCUUGUAACAACAGACUCCAACUAAAUAACCAUGUAUUUUUAUUCUUCAUGUUUGUCAAAAAUACCAAGGGGUUGUGAUCAGUAUAGACUAUCACUGGUUUCUACGCUGGACAAAUGUCGACCUCAAAUUGCUGUAAUGCCAGGGUAAGUGACAGUAAUUCUUUUUCUACAGUGGAGUUAAUUCUUAGCUUAGGUGUAUAUCAUAAAGAGUGAACCAAUACAUGUGUGAUUAUAAUGUAGUACAUUACAGAAGUUUGUGCAAAUAGUAAUCUCUGGUUUACUGCUAAACCUCACUUUCAGUCAACCUGCUAUGAUAUCAUCUUUAACUUUCACAAGCUUCGUCCAGAAAAACAAAGCUGAUCACCAAAUAAACUAAGCCCAUUUUCUGAACUUCCACACCCACUCAUUAAUUUUAAGCAGGUCAUUAAUUUUAUCUUCAGGAUAUUUAAUUUGAUUAGUUUCCUUGAUGACACUAGCAGAUGGUCUCUCUGGGCCAAAACAACACUUUAAGUUCUGCCUCUCCAAAUCACAUACUUGAGCAACAUCACCAAGUUGUUUAUCCUUAAAUUUCAAAACAAACAUCUUGUUAACAAACCAUUGUUUAGUUAACGGUCUCUUCCCUUUGCACAACAGUCCUGGAACCAAACCCGAAUUUACAUUUACUUUAUUCAAAAGUCGAGUAACACUUUUUCCCUCAGUAUCUUCAAUAACAUCCAUCUCACCAGCUUUUAUCUCAUCACUGACUUUUAAUACACGUGACUGAGAAUCCUCACUCUCUACUGGUGCCAAGGUUAACCCUUUCUUCAUGGAACCAAGUCCAUUUGACCCAAAAGGAUUGCAUUCCUUUUUAACCAAAUCAGACAUUUCAGACCUUUCCUGAGUCUCCACACAAGGUUCAGUAACCUGAACACAGGCCAAUGGGACAACUGCCUCUUCUAGGCUUUCAAUACCAGUCCCAGUUUCAAAUUCCAAGUUCCCCUUAUCCUCCCAGUUACUCUCUGGGCAACACCCAUCUGGAGUAAACUCAACCUUGCAGGUUAAAACAACCUCGUCUGCUAACCCAGCGGACUCCCUCAAGGUAGCGGCAUCCUUUUCAUCUCGGAAAGCCUUUGCAUUAUUGAGAACACACUUAAAUUCUUCAACUACAACCAGCUCUGUCAAUCCAGAAACAUCAUCCGUGUCCAACCCUGGACCUUCUAACUGCCACAUCUGUUCCUCAUCUUGGCUCUGUGCCUCCAUAAAUUCCUUGCUCACUCCAAAAUGUCCACCCGGGGGUAUCUUAUGGGCCAAUUUCAAGAUUCUGUUCCUUGACAACACUGACUCUGCUUUGUCUCCCUUACUUUCUUUAGCCCCACUAUUCUCCGUUUUACCAUCCUCCAACCUCUCCUGGUACGGGGCUGGUAAAAACGUCUCAGCUAAAUCAAGGUUGGACUCGGCUAAAUCAGGGGUUGUCUUAACAGCUUUCCUCGACAUUCUUCUGGUGACUGCACCUGCGGGAUUAAAUUCAGGAACUAUGGGCGGGGGCUCAGUCCUGGCAGGCUUACUCGUGAGCUGAACUGCAGAGGAGACAUCCCCCCCGGCCAGGUCAUUCCCGAGUAAGACAUCUACAUGGGGUAUCGGGAGUGCAGCCCGUACCCCUGUCAUGACUGGUCCAGAUACCAGGUCACUCUUCAGAAAUACUUUAUGUAACGGUAUGGCCUCAGUUCCUUUUCCAACCCCUUCUAUCACGUUCACGUCACCAGUAUCUGCCUCACUAUUGAAUUCCAAUGCUCUGCUUAGGAUUAAGGACUAAAAAGCCCCAGUGUCUCUCUAGAUUCUUACUGGCACUGGGGGUGACCCCUCCCUCACAGGUACCAACCCGGUUGAAAGGGAUUUCUCACAUCCCUCCUGAACUCGGUUUAGCUCCUCUUUUAACGGCAUUUCAACCGGCUUAACACAGCCCGUCGGCGCGGUCGCCUUUCCUUUCCCCGUCUCCUUCUUUGGAGCAAAGCACUUAGAUGCUAUGUGGCCAGAUUUCCCACUGUUAUAACACACAACGCUAGGAGACCUGCCAGACGGCUUUUCCUCCUUGUCUUUUCCGGUAGACCCCGGCUUAGUCUCAGACUUAGCCGUUAGGCUUUCUCUACCACCCCUACUACUCCUGUGGUAGCACUUAUUUGGGGAAAAUUUCAUUUGAUGGGUUAAGGCGUAUUCAUCUGCUAGCUUGGCAGAUUCUGAUAUGGACUUAUUCUUCUUCUCAUUCAGGUAUCUCCGGACAUUAUCCGGAACACAAUCUUUUAAUUCUUCAAUCAGGAUCAUCUUUCGUAGGCAGUAGAAAUCCUCCUCAACCCCUUCUGCAGCGCACCAACGGUCAAAGUACACACACUUGUCGUAUGUAACCUCUGUGAACAUCUGAUUCCACUGCUUCCUUAAGUCCCUGAACUCUUGUCUAUAGGCUUCAGGUACCAGCUCAUAGGCCUGAAGGAUAGCCAGUUUUGCUUCCUCAUAAUCCUCUGCAGCCUCCAUAGACAACACUGCAUAUGCACGUUGAGCCUUCCUUUUAAGUACACUUUGUAACAACACCACCCACUUAUCUCUAGGCCACUUCUGGUUCACGGCCACUUUUUCCCUACAGGAAAGUGUUCUAACAACUCUGCCUUGAAUAUCUGCAUCGUGACAUAAUGUUCAGCUAUCUUACGUUGUAUCUCUGCCAUCAUCAUCCCUUUCUUAACCUCCUUGAAUUCCAAGGACUCCACCAUUUCCCAAAACUCAGACUUUUUAGCCUUCUUUAAUGCCACAAAGUCUGGACUUAACAGAAACUCGUCAACAUCCAUUUCUGCUGCCUGUCUUUCUGGUUUCUCACACAACCAGAUCAGAUAAGGGAAAUCUAUCAUUUUAGCUAAAGGCGUUUAUUAGUAAAAUAAGCAAAACAGUAUCAAUAAUACAAAUACACAUAUAAAGCAGGUUAACAAAAAUAAACAUAGAAGUGUAGGAAUAAUAAUCAAUAAUAAGAAACAAGCUCAAUCAAUGUCUAGGGGUAAGUGGAAACCAGCGCAGGACCAGCCUAUUGGCUCAGGAUGUCUGAAACUCUGAGGGAGGAGUUGAAAAGUUUGAUGGCCACAGGCAGGAAUGACUUCCUAUGACGCUCAGGUUUACAUCUCAGUGGAAUGAGUCUCUGGCUGAGUGUACUCCUAUGCCUAACCAGUACCUUAUGGAGUGGAUGGGAGACAUUGUCCAAGAUGGCAUGCAACUUGGACAACAUCCUCUUUUCAGACACCACCGUCAGAGAGUCCAGUUCCACCUCCACAACAUCACUGGCCUUACGAAUGAGUUUGUUGUUUCAGUUGGUGUCUGCUACCCUCAGCCUGCUGCCCCAGCACACAACAGAAAACACGAUAGCACUGGGCACCACCGACUCAUAGAACAUCCUCAGCAUCGUCCGGCAGAUGUUAAAGGACCUCAGGAAAUAGAGACGGCUCUGACCCUUCUUGUAGACAGCCCCAGUGUUCUUUACUCUAACCACAUGUAACUCUCGCUUUGGCCCUCAGCUUAAUAUGGGGGGUGAUAGACCCGCAGCCCGGCCAAACUAAAGAAAUCUCGUUUUGGUGGAUGCUGUGUGUUGUGUCCCCUGUAGUAAAUCAGUACCCUGAAAUACAAAACAGUACACAAUAUGUGAUUAAAUGAUUGAGCUUUAUAAUUCUUACUUUGACCCCAGGGUUAGUAAAGAAAACAAAAAAAAAAGAAAAAGGGUCCAGUCUCUCCAUUCAUGUCUUCUCAUCUCUCCCCAGCAAAAGAGCACAAAAUCUUUCUUCCAAACUCACAAGAAAGAACAUUUCUCUCAUUGGAUAGCCUCGCACUCCAAAACCCUAGUCAUAACCUAAACAUUGUUAUACUUGUGACAGACUACCAGUUUCACACUGGGGAGAAAGUUUCAAUAGGCUGCAUGCUGGAUAUUUGUCCAUCACUGUUGCUGAAUGCAAGUUCGAGACUGACUGUCGGUGCUGAACUCUGCAAUUAUUGCUGCUGCUCACCACACCCAGUCCUGCACCCUGGUCACUGGGCAUGGGAGGAGUUUUUUCUGCUGCACAUUCACCUUUAAUGGGACGGGAGUUUAAUAUUCUGGGUCUAAGACAAAUAAAUCAGUUCUAUGUUAAACUCUGUCUUGGUGAAUUUACAACACACCUAGUGUACAGUAGAGAGUCAACUCGGGCCAGCUGGACCCUGUGAUUCUGUCCACAACAGUCCUUGUAAAUCCUCCGGUUUUCCCCCUCUCACUCUCCCUGUGGUGAUGGGUUCCUAACAGUCACCACUCUGUGGGUGAAAAGGUUUCCCUUGAAUUUUCUGCUGACUGAAGAAGUCGAGCUGACUGCAGUUCUGUCUGAGAUGUUCUUCACCCCUCUAAUCUUUGGAUGAGGAAGAAUGACAUUGGGAGUUAAACUCCUUAAUCACAUCUCAUUUCCACAUUAUGGUUCACUUUCCCUGCUUCUAAAGUGUUGUUAGAGAACACCACUGUUCUCUAAAAACUGAAAGCAGAAUGGGAAACGAUUAGUUGAAUGCUCAAUGAAGCAGGGUCAGAAACCAGAGGCGAGUCUGCACAGGGCAGAGUUUGGGGGUCUGGAUGAUAGUUGUCGUAAGAACAUAUGAUGAGAAGGGGAUCAGCAGCAGAAUGAGGCAAUGAAUGACAGAGUAGCAACAUUUGGAAGCUGAUUGACAGAGAAAAUAAUUUGGUUGUCUGACUGAUGGCACAAACAACACCUGGGGUGCGGUGCUCCACUGGUUGAGGAACACGUGUGUGUUGGGAAUGGUUUUAUCUGUUGGGGGAGUUGUUCCUGUUUGUUUAUCCUGUAAUAUUAUAUCUGGAUGGUUCUUAUGGAUUGUCCUAUCUGAAAUAAUGUAUUGAUUAUCAUCUAAUUUGCUAGAUUUUGACACUAAAACUGUAUUGGGCUUGAAUUUAUUGUACCUUUAUGAAGUGAUGGAGGGCAUUCAUGAGUUUGUAUUUUAAAGCAAGAUUUUAGUGAAUGAUAUUUGCCAUUUCUUUGUAACUUUGUAAGUAAUCAGAUUGAGUAAAUCUGCUGCAGGAUC
Messenger RNA from Hypanus sabinus (Atlantic stingray), 8622 nucleotides. RefSeq names its product zinc finger protein 229-like. The coding region runs from base 676 to 2217 and encodes 513 amino acids. Lineage: Eukaryota; Metazoa; Chordata; Chondrichthyes; Myliobatiformes; Dasyatidae. The record is from RefSeq and is a predicted model, not a curated record. The transcript has 3 exons.